Molecule: messenger RNA, 767 nt
Organism: Mercenaria mercenaria
Lineage: Eukaryota; Metazoa; Mollusca; Bivalvia; Venerida; Veneridae
Exons: 4
Coding region: 246-767 (173 amino acids)
Source: RefSeq, a predicted model, not a curated record
AGAGAAUCUAUAGAGAUAAAAAGCUGUGGGCUGAUAUUAGGCCAAAGCUAACUGCAUUUUAUCACAAAUUCCUCUUACCUGAGUUAGCUUACCCCAGGCAUGGAACAUACUCAGGGAUAAGGAAACCAGAGUCACCAUGGUAUGUAGCACCCUUGGCUAGUUCUGUGAGUAGCAAGGCAUCACGAUGUCAUCCAAAAGUUAGCACACGUUGAAAGAAAGCUUCUUGUUCUUCAGCCAUAACUUCCAUGCAGACUGUACCACCUUUGGCUAGUGCUGCAGUUGCCCACUCAUCAGGAAACGUGGACAAAGAUAUUACUAUGUUCAGUUCACCAGAAUCAAAUCACCUCCAGUCACAUAAAGAAGAACAUGGAAUUCGUCGGUCUGAGCGACAGAAGAAGUAUAGUGCUGAAUCUGUUGAAAUUGCUGGAACUACUGGUGAAUCUGUUGAUACCGCUAGAACUACCAGUAAACCUGUCUGUAAAUCUGUAGACACUGCUAGAAGUUCCCAUAAAUCUGUUGACACUACUGGAACUACCAGUAAAUCUGUUGACACUACUAGAGAUACCAGUAAAUCUGUUGACACUGCUGCAAGUACCAGUAAAUCAGUUGACACUGCUGUAACUUCUCAAGGAUUGAAGUUUAAAAGAAAACAGACAUUUGUUGGAAAAAGAAUUCAGCAUGAAUGGGUAGUGAAUGAGGAUACUGGGGAAAAGCAGUGGUACAAUGGAACUGUUCUCAGAAUAGUUAAAGGUAAUUGUUGUGUGUAA